Messenger RNA from Falco peregrinus (peregrine falcon), 2148 nucleotides. RefSeq lists its product as uncharacterized. Gene Ontology annotation, molecular function: protein binding. The record is from RefSeq and is a predicted model, not a curated record. The transcript is spliced from 11 exons. The coding region runs from base 80 to 1564 and encodes 494 amino acids. NCBI's taxonomy places the organism in Eukaryota, Metazoa, Chordata, Aves, Falconiformes, Falconidae.
CAGUCAGUUACGGAUGCCUGGGCUCAGAGGCAGCAAGUGGGGCUGAGAUUUCAGUCCUGCCUAGAAACUUCAUGCAAGCAUGGCCCUGCAGUUGCUGUCUCUGAGGUUUCUCCUGGUCCUUCCAUCUCUGCUGCCAGCACAGGGCUUGGAAGAACCUGAUCCCAAGGUCCAAGGAGUGCCCGGGGAAACAGAAAUGUGCCAAAGGCCCCGCUGGGACUCAAGACUCCGACUGGUACCAGACCAAGAGAAUUACAGGAAGAACGAAGAAGUGAUGCUGAGUUGCACUGAUGGUUUCCAGCCAGCCUUCACCCAUAUCAAAUGUGCGAGGGAAGUGCAGUCCAUCAGUCACAGGAAACCUGUAUACAGAGAGGUUUGGAAUGGAAGGGACAGCAGAGGCAGAUGGAUCCGCAUUCGAUCCAGCGUGGAGUGCAUUGAGGUCUUCCAGGUUGUCCCUGGGACCUUGGAGAUUUCAAGCACCAGCAUCAAACUGAACUGGACCUGCAGGCUCCCUGACACCUGCCAGCACAUGCGGGCGACCUGCCGUCUUGCAGGGCCUUCCCCCCGUCCCUGUGAAGCUGAGGAAGUGGAGGGAGAGGAGAUGCUACAUGGCCAGGAGGGAACAUUCAUCUGCCCCCCUCUGCAGCCCUUCACUGACUACACUGUCACCAUCUCACUGCCGCCCAGCACAAUUCUUUUCAAGUGGUUGGUCAGAACAGAGGAAACCGUGCCGGACAAACCAAAGAAGCUGAGGCUGAGUCCGAACACGGGGUCUCUCAGGUGGAAGGCGCUGCCCCCCUGCAAAGGGGAGAUCAUCGGAUACCAGCUGAACAUCACGGCCAGGAGCGCGCGGGACGGCGGCUUGCUGCAGAUGGAGCGGCUGCGGCUGAGCCGCUCGGUCACCGAGCACCCGCUGCCUGGGCACGGCCUCGGCCACAGCUACACGGCGACGCUACAGGGAGUCACGGCCAUCGGAGCCGGGGCUGCGUCGCUGUGGGAGUUUCAGCCCGACGGCUUGGACACGCCGCACCCUGCCGGCAUCAGCUGCCGCAGCGUCCGUGACGUCUCCCCAUCGCAAGGGACGGCCGUGCUUCCCCUCCAGCCCAUCGCCCGUCCCCCCGCGGAGGUGAGGGAGCACCAGCUGAUCGUGGCCGCCACGCACAAUGGCACGGUGGUGGAAGGCGCCUGCUCGGGGGAGCCGCAGCCCCUCAACGCCAGCCGGCAGCCCGACACCUACGUGGCCGCCGUGCUCAACCUCACCGCCCCCACGGACUUCGUGCUGGGUGCCGGGACCCACGGGCAGGGUUACCGCAACGCUGCGCUCCGCCCGGGCUGGGACUACACGGCCCUUCUCCGCCUCAUCCAGCGCUCACAGGAGGCAGAGAAGUUCACCUGCAUCUGCUACAGCUUCUCUCUUGUUGCAGGGCAGCCUCCAGGCCCUUGGCGUGGGAUUGUGAUUGGGGUGGUUGUGCUGUUGGCAGUCCUCCUUGUAUCUGCCGGGAUCCUGUGGUUUGUGCUUUCCAGGAAAAGGAAGUUUUUGCCCAGCAAAGCCAAGGAAGACAAUUAAAAAGGUAAAGAUGGCCAUGCUGGAUAUCAGUCAAUCCAGCCCCUGCCCAGGACCACAGAAAACAUUCCGAGCAGUGAGGGAGUGACGAAGAGGAGAAGGAUGACCCCAGCUCAGUACCAAUGGCUGCCAGGUCCCCUGGCUCUCCUGUGACUGUGACCAGCACUGGGGAUCCCACCCAGUUCAGCAGAGCAAGAGGAAAAGAGGAAGCCAAGGAGUGCUGUGAGCUUUUUCUUUCCUCACCUCCUUCACCUCCCAUCUUUCACUUGCUACUGUUCUAAGGCCUUUGAAUGUUACUUUCUGUAGUUCCUCUUUUUUGGGUGUUGCUUUCAUUUUUGCUUUCCUGGAAGCAGGAGCAGUAUGCCAGAUUUCCCAGUCCCUGACUCACAGAGGCUCAGGCUCAGUGAUGCUCCAUGCUCCUGAGAUGUCCUAGGUUCCCAGCCCCUCUCAUCAAUCUCUGCUGACAUUCAGCCAAGGCCAGGGCUCUGGUGGAGGCUGGCCUGACCACACUGCCUUUGUGACUCUGACUGCUCUGUCUGGACAACCAAUAAAGGCUAGUGGUUUGAAGGGGGCUAGCUGGCCCACUA